AGUGUGUGGGGGAGAUUAAUUAACUACACUUUUUAUUUUUUUUUAUUUUUUCAAAUAUUUCUUCGUUCUUCUUUUUUCCUUAAUAACUUCUAAAAAAAAAAAAAAUGUUAUCAGACGACGAGUAUGAUUUCCUCUUUAAGCUCGUGCUCAUUGGUGACUCUGGCGUAGGAAAGUCUAAUUUGCUUUCCAGAUUUACAACAAACGAAUUCAACCUUGAAUCAAAAAGUACCAUUGGCGUUGAGUUUGCUACCAAGAAUAUCGAAAUUGGUAAGAACCCAUUUCACACUUCUUUACUGUUACUAAUCCAUCGUCUUACCCUCAUAGAAAAGCGUUCCAUUAAAGCACAAAUCUGGGAUACUAGUGGACAAGAACGUUACAGAGCUAUUACCGGAGCUUAUUAUCGCGGUGCUGUCGGUGCUCUUGUUGUAUAUGAUAUUACCCGUAGAAACUCAUUCCAAAACGUUUCACAUUGGUUGAAGGAGCUUAGAGAUCAUGCGGAAUCCAAGAUUGUUAUUAUGUUGGUAGGCAACAAGGUCGAUUUAAGCGAAACCAGCCGUGCUGUUACAACCGAAGAAGGUGCGGCUUUGGCCGAGAAGGAUGGAUUUCUCUUUAUGGAAACUUCAGCACUUGACUCUACCAAUGUUGACAGUGCAUUCGAAAAGGUCUUUACUACUAUUUUCGAGAAUCUUCCUAAACCUGCACAAACAACUGAUGAUAAUAAAAUGGGUGCCGGUCCUACAAAUGGUGAGCGUGUUCAGUUAAGACCACCAAGUGUCCGUAGCAUGUCUCGCGGUAACAGUUUGGAUGAAAACAGAGAAUAUCGCAAAAAGGAGAAGGCUGGGGGUGGAUGUUGUUAAAGCCCGAUGAGCUAUCACCCAUAAUUAUUAUUACUAUACUUUUAUUAUCAUUAUAAAAAACCUUUUCAAAAGCUAACAAAAUUUACGUGUCAUAAUGCAUGGGAUGC
Mucor mucedo is the source of this 964-nucleotide messenger RNA. RefSeq names its product GTP-binding protein. Lineage: Eukaryota; Fungi; Mucoromycota; Mucoromycetes; Mucorales; Mucoraceae. The transcript has 4 exons. The record is from RefSeq and is a predicted model, not a curated record. Gene Ontology annotation, molecular function: GTPase activity; GTP binding. The coding region runs from base 105 to 857 and encodes 250 amino acids. Gene Ontology annotation, cellular component: endosome.